Messenger RNA from Gorilla gorilla gorilla (western lowland gorilla), 1022 nucleotides. RefSeq names its product RAB42, member RAS oncogene family (gene RAB42). NCBI's taxonomy places the organism in Eukaryota, Metazoa, Chordata, Mammalia, Primates, Hominidae. The transcript is spliced from 2 exons. The record is from RefSeq and is a predicted model, not a curated record. The coding region runs from base 248 to 904 and encodes 218 amino acids. Gene Ontology annotation, molecular function: GTP binding; GTPase activity.
CUAGUUUAGUCCCUUUAUCCUGUGAAGUAGGGGUCAUCAUUAGCCCCCUUUUACAGAGGAGAGAAUUGAGGCUUCGAGAGAGAGAAACUUGGCCAGGAGUUUCCACUCGGUCCGACGCCCUCGGUGCCCCGCCGGGGACGGUGGCUGGGCGCGGGGAGCAGGGGGCGGCGCCGGCGGGGCCCCGGGCAGGGGCGGGGUCGGGGCGCGGACAAAACGGCCGCGGGGCGGCGGGGUGGCGGACGCGGCCAUGGAGGCCGAGGGCUGCCGCUACCAAUUUCGGGUCGCGCUGCUGGGGGACGCGGCGGUGGGCAAGACGUCGCUGCUGCGGAGCUACGUGGCAGGCGCGCCUGGCGCCCCGGAGCCGGAGCCCGAGCCCGAGCCCACGGUGGGCGCCGAGUGCUACCGCCGCGCGCUGCAGCUGCGGGCAGGGCCGCGGGUCAAGCUGCAACUCUGGGACACCGCGGGCCACGAGCGCUUCAGGUGCAUCACCAGGUCCUUUUACCGGAAUGUGGUGGGUGUCCUGCUGGUCUUUGAUGUGACAAACAGGAAGUCCUUUGAACACAUCCAAGACUGGCACCAGGAGGUCAUGGCCACUCAGGGCCCAGACAAGGUCAUCUUCCUGCUGGUUGGCCACAAGAGUGACCUGCAGAGCACCCGCUGUGUCUCAGCCCAGGAGGCUGAGGAGCUAGCUGCCUCCCUGGGCAUGGCCUUCAUGGAGACCUCGGCUAAAAACAACUGCAAUGUGGACCUGGCCUUUGACACCCUCGCUGAUGCUAUCCAGCAGGCCCUGCAGCAGGGGGACAUCAAGCUAGAAGAGGGCUGGGGGGGUGUCCGGCUCAUCCACAAGACCCAAAUCCCCAGGUCUCCCAGCAGGAAGCAGCACCCAGGCCCAUGCCAGUGUUGACUCUAGGAGAGAAAGGGUUAAAGCAGUCCCAGCCUUAGCCCACCUGGUGGGAUGGGGAGUGUUAGUAUCUCUCUGGAGGACAAAUGACAGAAGGGUUCAUAUAAACAGUAUCCUGACA